AUGGCAUCUUUCUCGUCAACAAACCAAACGAGCUCGGCGCAACCCACCGCACCGCCAGACGCCUCGCGUCGUCAAGCCAACCAAGCCGCCUUCUCGCGCGACCUCGAAUUCCUCUCGUCGCUCGCCAACCCUUACUACCUCAAUCAUCUCGCGCAAUCCGACGUCCUCUCAUCGCCCGCCUUCAAACGCUACCUCAAGCAUUUGGACUACUUUCGACAUCCCAAGUACGUCAAGUACCUGCAGUAUCCGCAGGCGUUGCACUUUUUGGAUCUGUUGCAGAACGAGGAGGAGUUCAGGUUGGCUUGCAGAGAUCCGGCUUUUGUAGGGGAGGUGAUGGCCAAGCAGAUCGGUCAUUGGGCUACAUGGAGGGAUCCGGAAAAUGGAGCGGGGGAUGAGGCAGGGGAUGAGAAGGAGGACGACAAUCCUUAG
Messenger RNA from Pseudozyma hubeiensis SY62, 429 nucleotides. RefSeq lists its product as hypothetical. Gene Ontology annotation, cellular component: core mediator complex; mediator complex. The record is from RefSeq and is a predicted model, not a curated record. Gene Ontology annotation, molecular function: transcription coregulator activity. The transcript has a single exon. The coding region runs from base 1 to 429 and encodes 142 amino acids. NCBI's taxonomy places the organism in Eukaryota, Fungi, Basidiomycota, Ustilaginomycetes, Ustilaginales, Ustilaginaceae. Gene Ontology annotation, biological process: regulation of transcription by RNA polymerase II.